AUGGAAGAUAUUAUUAUUGUUCAAGCAGACAAAGAUCAAGAUGAUUAUUUAGCUAGUCUUGAUAUUCAAGAUUUAUAUACAAAUAUACCAGUUAAUAAAGCAAUUGAUAUCACACUAAAACGUCUUAUUGAGUCCAAAAAAUUAGACAAUUUACCAUUGACUAAAACAGAUAUUAAAGAUUUAUUAAAUUUAUCUCUAAAAAACAAUUAUUUUCAAUUUAAUGAUAAAUUUUACGAACAAAAAACAGGUUUACCAAUGGGUAAUACAUUAUCGCCAAUAUUAGCUGAUAUCUAUAUGGAUGAUUAUCAAAAACAACAUUUACAUCAAGUUAGCAUACCAAACAAAAUAUGGACAUUCGUUGACGAUAUAUUGAUUAUCACAAAAAUGAAUCAACAACAAUUAAAGGAUUAUGUAAAUGAAUUAAAUAAUAUACAAGGAACAAUUAAAUUCACCUCUGAAUUUGAACAAAGUAAUGAACUGAAUUUUCUUGAUACAACAUUAACAAGGAUUAACAGCAGUAAUGAUAUAAAACUUAAAAUUAGAUGGUUUAGAAAAGAAACAGCUGCUGAUCGAUUAUUAAAUUAUGAAUCAAGUCAUGGAAAAUCAAUUAAAUCAAAUAUUGUUAAGAAUAUGACUACAAGAAUUUUAGAAACAACACAAAAUAAUAAGAAUCAAAAAGAAGAUUUAAAUACAUUAAAAAACAUACUGUUAAAUUCAAAUUAUCCAUUAAAAGAAACUGAAAAAUUAAUGAAACAUGGAUGUGAAGAAUAUAAAUGUAAUAAUAACAAUAAUGAUAUGUCAAAUCAAAACAAUAGUAAUGAAGAAAUGAAAUACAGCUUAUCAUUACCAUAUGUUCCUGGUAUGGAAGUAUUGAAAAGAAAGUUGGAGAAGCAAUUAAAAAUUAAAUUAUAUUUUUCUUAUCCAUAUAAAUUACAAUCACAGUUCAACCGUACAUUAAAAAUUCCAUCAAAAUCUAUUAUAUACCAGAUACCGUGUUCAUGCAAACAAACUUAUGUCGGUCAAACUAAGGUCGGUUUAGAUAAGAGAAUGAAACAGCAUUCAAAAAUAAUUAAUAAUAAUACAGAUGAUAGUAAUUCAGAAAUGGUAAAGCAUUUUCAAGAAAAAAAAUUCCAAUGUUUAUUUGAUACCAAUGAUGCAUUUAUUAUUGAUGAAGAAAAAGAUUAUUGGAAAAGAAGGACAAAAGAAGCAAUAUAUUCAAUUAUAAGUGAAUCAAUUAAUACUCAUGAUGAAAUUAAUGCAGCAUGGGCGCCAAUAUUAUAUAAAGUCAAAGAUCAAAUUCAAAGAAAAAUUCAAUUAAGCCAAGAAAAUUA
Messenger RNA from Rotaria sp. Silwood1, 1331 nucleotides. Lineage: Eukaryota; Metazoa; Rotifera; Eurotatoria; Philodinida; Philodinidae. The record is from the annotation of a GenBank genome assembly.